CUGAUCGGCAUUCUCUUGAUCGAGCAUAAGCAUUCACGAUAACAGAACACUUGCGUAUCGUGCGACACGUUACUGCUAUUGCCGAUAUCAAUCGUGACUAUCUAUCUAUAUAGCAAAAGGAACUAUGCCAAGCGAUGCCCUUCUGACUUUGAAUAUAUACCAAACAUCAUGCUGCUGAGGCGAAUCAGCCGCGCAGCGCGCAGGCUACCAUUCUUUCUCCUGCUUGUCACGGCCGCGCCUUUUAUUCUUGAGGCCAUAAUCCACGUAUGGAGGUCGCAGGUCCCGCGCCCCGCCAGGGACCUCGACGCGCCCUUCUUUACGACUUGCCAGGAGCCUGACGUCGCUGCCGAGCGAGAGAACGCCGUGCUUGUCAUGCUGGCGCGCAACUCGGAGCGCCAAAAGGCGAAGAGGACGGUCCGGUCUAUCGAGGCACAUUUCAACCAGUGGUUCGAGUACCCCAUCCUGUUCCUCAACGACGAACCUUGGGACGCCCGCUUCAUAGCUGAGCUGAACAAGACCGCCGGGGGCAGGGGCAUUUUUGAGGUUAUCCCCAAAAACCAGUGGACUUUUCCAGAUUGGUUGGACCAGGAUUCGGCGAAGAAGAGCAUAGAAGCGCAGGGCCAUGCUGGUGCGCCACACGCAGGAAAAGAAGGGUAUCACCACAUGUGUCGAUUCUAUUCGGGCAAAUUCUAUCAGCUGGAGGCUCUCAGCAAGUAUAAAUGGUACUGGCGACUAGAGCCAGACGUUGAUUUCACAUGCGCCAUCACGUAUGACCCUUUCGUGCAGAUGGCCAAGCAUAAGAAAGUGUACGGUUAUACGAUCGCGCUAUGGGAAGUCGGGAAGUCGUGCCCUGGUCUCUUCCACGCAACCACGGCCUGGAAAUCAUUAAAAGGCAUACCCUCGAGCAGUUUAUGGAGCGCCAUGAUGGAAGCGUCGUGGAUGCCCUUCCCUUUUCGCAGCUUUCUCAGCUGGCUGCCUCACCGCGAUGCUGCUGGCGACGUAUGGAGCCUGUGCCAUUUCUGGAGUAAUUUUGAGAUUGCCGACAUGGACUUUUUCCGCUCAAGGGCGUACCAAGACUACUUCGAGUAUUUGGACAAGAAAGGCGGUUUUUAUCAAGAGCGGUGGGGCGACGCCGCUGUGCAUUCGCUGGCCAUCGGCAUGCUGGCCGACCCUCAGCAGGUGCAUCAUUUCGAAGAUAUCGGAUAUCGGCAUGCGAAGUUCUAUCAAUGUCCGGCCAAUGCGCUUGAUGGCCAGCUACCCGACUCCCCGUCGCUGGUGAAGAACAAGCCGUGGUCGCCCGAGUCUGCAGGCGGGAUUGGGUGUCGAUGCGAAUGUGACGGUAAAACGGGACGCAAUUUCCAAUCUUAUUGUCUCGAUAGGCUCAAGCAACCAAGCAGCCCUAAGAAGGGAUGGUUUUCGUGAGGAUAUUAUUUCCUCUAGAUCGAAAGUAAGAUGAUGAUAAUUAUUUGGCUAUCUUCUACGAGAUGAACCUGCGUAUAUCGUAGGGGAGGGGCUAUUCUGGAGCAGAUUCAUUAAUACAGCCUUGGAUGACGGUUGAUAAAGAUCAAUAUAUUAGAGGCCAACGAUGAAAAUACGAGCUAGCCUCCCUCGACCAUCAUCCUGAAGACGAACAGCCAUGAAGCCAUGCUCACCCAAGUUGGGUCAAUGAUAUUGAGAUUCGGCAAGCGUAUGCUACCAAAUGGUAUGAUCAAACUACAAGCAGCUUCCUAGGAAAAGGGCAAGCAUAAUUCUAAGCAUUCACGAAAGCAAUAC
This is a messenger RNA of Xylaria bambusicola, 1773 nucleotides long. Its product is annotated as glycolipid 2-alpha-mannosyltransferase. The coding region runs from base 169 to 1422 and encodes 417 amino acids. The transcript is spliced from 3 exons. Gene Ontology annotation, molecular function: alpha-1,2-mannosyltransferase activity. NCBI's taxonomy places the organism in Eukaryota, Fungi, Ascomycota, Sordariomycetes, Xylariales, Xylariaceae. The record is from RefSeq and is a predicted model, not a curated record. Gene Ontology annotation, biological process: cell wall mannoprotein biosynthetic process; protein N-linked glycosylation. Gene Ontology annotation, cellular component: Golgi apparatus; membrane.